Molecule: messenger RNA, 1252 nt
Organism: Anopheles bellator
Lineage: Eukaryota; Metazoa; Arthropoda; Insecta; Diptera; Culicidae
Product: 8-oxo-dGDP phosphatase NUDT18
Exons: 1
Coding region: 115-1125 (336 amino acids)
Molecular function (GO): 8-oxo-dGDP phosphatase activity; 8-oxo-GDP phosphatase activity; magnesium ion binding
Source: RefSeq, a predicted model, not a curated record
CAUUGCUAUUUUGUUAUGCCUUUCGUGUGACCCCUUGGCGUUCGUUUAGUGCAAGAAAGCGUGACAAACCGUGACGGAACCGCAAACUUUUUGGAACUACAACAGGUGGUCAGAAUGGAAACGAAUUUGGUGCGCGUUCUUGAGGGUCAGUAUUUGGAUGAGCUGACCAGCGAGUUGUGCGAUUUUACGCUGGAGGAGCAGAACGCGGCCACUGAGGCGCAGGGUGUGAAACCAUUGGCAUCGUCAGACUAUGUGCCGAUCGUGGGCAAAACGGUCACCUACGUGGUGGCGUGCGUGAUCGUCAACGAUGCCGACGAGGUUCUGAUGAUGCAGGAAGCAAAGGAAUCGUGCGCCGGGAAGUGGUACCUCCCGGCGGGUCGCAUGGAACCGGGUGAAACAAUCGUGGAGGCAGGAGUGCGUGAAGUACUGGAAGAAACGGGACUGAAGGUGGAGAUCAGCACGCUGCUUGCCGUCGAGACUGCCGGUGGUUCUUGGUUCCGGUUUGUGCUCACGGGCAACGUGGUUGGUGGUACGCUGAAGACACCGGGCCAAGCGGACCAGGAAUCGAUACAGGCCAAAUGGUGCGCCCAGCUGAACGACCUGUCGUUGCGUGCCAACGACAUUCUGCCGAUCGUAGAGCUGGCCCGCAGCUACCGUGUACGGUUGCCGAAGGACCCCAACUGGCACCGGGACAUACUUCCGGCGCGCAAAGCACACUACAAAAACUAUCUGCGGGUGGUGGUGGCCAUCAAGAACAAAUCCACCAACCAAGUGUACGUGUUGCUGAGCGAAAAGACGGCAUACCAUUUUCCGACGGUAGAGAUUCACCCGGGACGAAGCAUUCACUCUACGCUGAAAAAGUUUAUGAUCGAGCUGUUCGGAGCGGACCUGCCGCAGCAUCGGCCACACGGUGUGCUGAGCGUUGAGCAUCACACGAGCGGAACGCAAGCCAGUCCAACCGACGGAAUGUGCCUGACGGUGCUGGUCAUUUGCCGGCCAUCGAUCGAGUCGGUUUCCCUAAUCGGAAAAUGCAUCUGGCACGAGCUGAACAAGGAUUUGAGCGCUCGGUUAGCGAUGGCGGUGGCCGGCAAGAAUGCCACCUUCCAGUUGCACGUUGUACGAUAGGACGACGAGCAAAGUUUGAGGAGUUUUGUUACUAUUAUGUACGUGUUUUUUACCUAUAAGAAUAAAAUCCUUACGGUGACAGGAAACCAGCUCGUCGCAAGGGCGCCCAAGACAACGAAGUAUUUUG